UAGCUGUUGUGUAACCUGAUACAGACUUUUCUUCUUUAGCUAUAAACGUACUUGUAGGCAUUUUCUUCCAAAUCAAACUUGUCUCAUAAACGUAAAAAACUGUUUUUCGCCACUUACAACUUUUUCUAGGUCUUCAACGAAUUUUCCUGCACUUUAAGUAUCUGCAGCAGCUACUUGCACUUUCAUGUUGAAGUCUCACCUCUUCUUAAGCUUUUGAAACCAUCUAAGGCUAACAAUAAACGUCAUAUUUUCCGUUGAUUCUAUUUUCUUGGCUGUAAAAUCUGACCUUCCCCGAAUUCGAUUACGAUGGAGGAAUAUAAGGGAGUGCAUAAGUGUGAAAUUUGAAAAGUGAUGGUCGUAAACCACGGUAUGUCUGUAUGAAUAAUUAAAUACUUAAUAAGACCACCUGUUUAUAAGAAAAAAAAGUUUAUGUUACACUCUGUAUUUAAUCAUCUCUAUUUCCAUACAUUUUUUAGAGCCAAAUAAAAAGCUUUCGGAAAACUUUAAAUUUCUAAGUGGACAUGCGCACAAUGAUACAUCAAUGGGAAUAUAAAGAUAGUACGUUGCGGAUGUGUACCAAUCGACCUGAAAACGUAGAUACAGCGCCAAAUACAAACCUCGGGUAUGACUCUGAAAAUCAAUAAUAAUACGAUGUGUCAAUUUAACACCACGUGAACGGUUUUUUUUCUUAUACACGUCCCAAGUGGUUCGGUGACAUGUAAAGUGUCCUUUUUGUGGCCAAACCCCACAACAGGUACCGUCAAUAAUGCCCAAGAAAAUUAAUUUUAACGUCAUCUUUGCAACCGAUGAAGAUCCAAAAUAUAAAAGCUCUGAAUUAAAUAUACACUCGCCCACAGUGAAAGGAUGGCAGUCGUCAAAAAACUGCGAUUUCCCUCAAGAGAUUGUGGUGCAAUUGGAAAAAAGGUGUGCGUUGGAUAAAGUACAAAUAUUGGCUCAUCAAUACUUAAUUCCGUCUAAAAUAGAAUUAUUUUCAAGUAAUGAAGAUACAAACACAGUGAGCGAUAUCAAUAACGUUUCUUGGGAGUAUUUGGGGUAUAUUACAUUAUCUGAUAAUCAAAGUACAGGGUUUAAGAGUCGCGAAUUAAAAAGUGCUAACGUUCCAAAAUGUAUUGCAUCGUUUGUUAAAUUAAAAUUACAUAAAAAUCAUAAAAACUCAUAUAAUAUUAAUAACCAAGUCAGUUUGAUAGCUAUUAACCUUCUUGGUACCGAAAAUGAAAGCAGAAGAUCUUCAACUUCAGAGAUUACUUUAACUGAAAAACUACAAGAUAUUUUAAACGAUCCUGAAUAUACAUCUCCUUAUGAUGAUUUAGCUUUUGAAAUGUAUGUUGAUACUGAUGUAGUUAAAAUUAUAAGAGAUAUGGAAGUUAAAAAACAUGUGGCUGUGUUAAAUGAACGUUUUGAAUAUGCAAGAAAAUUAAAACAAACAAUGCAAAAUUUAAGAGAUGCUGGUGAAAAGUUGGGUAAAUAUGAAUUAGAGAAGAAACACGCAAUUGAAAUGGAAGAUUACGAUAGAGCUAGAUACAAAAAAAAUCAAAUGGACGAAUACCGAAAUUACGUUUAUCAACAAUUAAACGUUGAACAACUGCUUGAAGAAAAUGGCGUUUGCUCAAAAAAUGACGAAUGUUCAGAUGAACCUGAUUUAACAAGAAACUUAUUAUCACCAACUUCUUUAAAAAUAUCUGAGAAAAGAUGCGCUUCUCCAGCUCCUUCAUCUCAUAUUUUACAAGUUCACGUUUCUCCUCAUCACAUUCCAAGACAUCAAAGUCCCAAAAUGGGAUCACCUAACACUGGAAGUCCAACUAAUUUGCAUUCACGAGGAUCGUUUAGGAGAAGAAAUAAAUCUGCUGGAGCUAUUGUUAAAUCAACAUUUGAGCAGUAUGAAGAAAAACCACUACCUGCAUUAAGACAUUCUCAAACGAACGAAUUUCUUCGCGAAUGCCAAAUAGAUUAUGAUCCAAAACAAAGUUCGAAAUUAACCGAACGUGAAAAGAAACAAGCUGCGUUACCUAUUUUAGUUUUUGGAACGGAUCUUGUCGAGAAAUUUUAUUCUAAACAUUAUUUAGAUAAAGAGGAAGGUUUAAAUAGGCUUAAGGAAGAACUUUUAAGUUAUGAUAAUUCCCGAAUGCACACAGCUAAUAAAACAGGAAGAGCUGCUAUUUUUUUAUUGCAUAGGUCGUUGAGGGAUAAAGUAUUUUCUGUUUAUAGUUUAGCAAAUGAGGUUAUUCGUUUAUAUUUUGUACAAUAUGUACCAGGGAGAGUAUCACCUGCUGAAGUAUCUCGAAGUGUAGAUAAACUUUUACCUGAAUUAUUAACAAAAUCAGGAGAUACAAGUGCAAGAAUUCAUCACAUGGCUGUUCAUACAAUACUAACAAUGGCUGAUUGUAAGAAUGUGAGAGAAUUACACAUAAUUCCUGUACACUUAAGCCGUCCAGUUAACACGAGCACUCAUCCACGAUUAGCUUUAAGUCGAGCUGAAAUGGUUGAACAACUCAUAAUUAACCAUGGCAUAUCAACAGAUAAACAAAGUGGAUUAACUUGUAGAACUUUAUCAGAAUUUGGUUCAAGCGGUUUGCAUCAUCCAGCUGAAGCUGUCCGAAAAGUAGGUGAAAGGAUUUUGGUUCUAGUUUACAAAGUUAAUCCACGUUUGGUAAGAAAACAAUUACCCCCCGAUGAUGAUAUAACAAGAAGAAAUUUGCUUUACCGACAACUCUUUCAUGAAUUUGAUAAAAUUGAUAUUCAAAGAAAAAAAGAAAUGUUAGAUCGAAACCGUUUAAUUCAACAAUGCGUAAAUCAAGAACCAACUCAUUGUACAAGUCCCGAAUUAAAUGAAAAUCACAAUGGAAUACUAAAAUGUCAAAGUUCCAUGAAUAUAUCCAACAUGAACAACGAUCACGAAAUAAACGGCGUAAAUACAUUAACAAAAAGUGUGAGUGGUUCGAAUAUAACUUGCAAUGGAAAGAAAAAUGAACAUGAACAAAGUACUAGUUCAGCGAGCGGAAUUUCAACACCAAGCAACAACUCGCAAAAAGACGAAAAUGACGAGAAACAUUGUAUAUUUUGUAAUCAAUCUGAACCGAGUAUUUUUGCGGUUAGUAAUUCGAUGAAUUCGCAUUAUUGGAGAACAUGCCCUAUGUUGGUUCGUUGUAAGGCUUGUAGCCAAGUUGUUGAAGUAUCCGCGUUAACAGAACACUUACUUAUGGAAUGUGAACAAAAAGAACAAUAUACGCAAUGUUCACAAUGUACAGAAGCAGUAAGAUUGGAUGAGUAUAACUCUCAUAGUGAUGAAUGUUUGGAAUUGGUUGAAGGUUGUAACAGGUGCCCACUAUGUCAUGGAAACAUGGAAGAUGAAGAAAACUCAUGGAGGAAUCAUUUAAUGGGAGAUAAACCAUGUAGUAAAAAUACCCGAAUUAAAAAUUCAUUAAAACAGGUCACUAUUAAAACUUGAUUCGGUUUCAGUUAAGUUUAAAACGAAUUGCACGACGAAAAAUUAACAGAUAUUACUAAUAGAUUAUAGUUAAAGAAGUUUUUAAUGUUUCAUUGUACGUUUUUGAUUAUUCUAAACACCCCAUUUAGAGUGAUGUUAACAUAAAAAAAUAAGAUAGUUUAAAAUUAUUUCAUAUAAAGUUUGUUUAUCACGUGCUGGUGCGAUAUAUUCUAGUGCAAUAUUAUGUGAUAUUAAUUUACACAUUGUUCUCAAUUGAUAUACGUCCAUUGUCAUGUUAUUCUUUAGCUUGAUAUUUCUUAUAUGUAUGAUAUUUAUUAUAAUAAAUUUCACAAUUGGC
Messenger RNA from Onthophagus taurus, 3803 nucleotides. RefSeq names its product centrosomal protein of 104 kDa. Gene Ontology annotation, cellular component: cilium. NCBI's taxonomy places the organism in Eukaryota, Metazoa, Arthropoda, Insecta, Coleoptera, Scarabaeidae. The record is from RefSeq and is a predicted model, not a curated record.